ACUGUUCUCAUGUGUAUGGCACCUCAGCACGUUCCUUGCUUGUUUUUUUUCUUCUUCUUUGUUUAUAUAGCAUCAGUUUUUUGACUUCUUUCACGACAAGAAGAUAAGCGGGAGGAGAGGUGAAAUGACUAGGUUGCCACUUGAGUCGUCGCCGAUUAACAUCGCCGGUCCGGAGACAAACUGGUGGGACCACGUCAACGAGUCCGUUCAGUGGCAAGAUGGGAUUUUCUACUCCCUUUGUGCUUCCUAUGCUCUUGUUUCAGCCGUUGCCCUAAUUCAAUUAAUAAGGAUCGAUUUGAGGGUACCCGAGUAUGGUUGGACAACACAAAAGGUGUUCCAUCUGAUGAACUUUGUUGUGAAUGGAGUUCGUGCAAUUGUCUUUGGAUUUCACAAACAGGAUUUUCUGUUCCAUCCUAAGGUGCUGACUCUGGCAAUAUUGGACCUACCAGGUCUCCUUUUCUUUUCAACAUUCACACUCCUUGUUCUAUUUUGGGCUGAGAUAUAUCACCAGGCUAGGAGUUUACCAACAGAUAAGCUCAGGAUUUCUUAUAUUGCAAUAAAUGGUGCAAUAUACUUCAUUCAGGCCUGUAUCUGGGUUUGCCUCUGGGUCAAUGACAAUAGCACAGUGGAAUUCAUUGGGAAGAUAUUUAUAGCAGUUGUAUCAGUUAUUGCAGCCUUGGGCUUUCUGCUCUAUGGUGGAAGGUUAUUUCUCAUGCUGCGGCGCUUUCCUAUUGAAUCUAAAGGGAGGAGAAAGAAGCUUCAUGAGGUUGGAUCUGUGACUGCCAUAUGUUUCACCUGUUUCCUCAUUAGAUGCUUUGUGGUUGUGUUAUCUGCUUUUGAUCCUGACUCAUCUAUUGAUGUCUUGGACCAUCCUGUUUUGAAUCUGAUAUACUACCUGCUGGUAGAAAUUCUUCCUUCAGCUCUUGUGCUCUACAUCCUGCGAAAAUUGCCUCCAAAAAGAGUGUCUGCACAAUACCACCCAAUCAGUGCUCUACAUCCUGCGAAAAUUGCCUCCAAAAAGAGUGUCUGCACAAUACCACCCAAUCAGUUAGCUGCAGCAGAAUUUUAUCAAAAAGAGUGUCUGCACAAUACCACCCAAUCAGUUAGCUGCAGCAGUUUAUCGUCAGUCGUACACUUUCCCAUGGUUGCUGCAGAAGCUAGGUGAAGUUCUUCAGGAAAAGUGAAACUGCAAAAAGGAUAUUCAGUUGCAAUAAUUUUUUGGAAAGGUCAAAGAUUCAAAUCUUUUUCGCAGUUGUUAAACAGAGGUUAAGCUGUUUUACUUACAUUAUAUUGUUUCUGUGGUUUAGAUUGAAGCAUGAGACGAAUAAUUGUUCCCCAAGUUUGUGAAAAAUAUCCUAUUCAUGAUGUAAUGAUGCAGACUGCACGGAUACAACUUUCAAAAUUAUAUUAAUGGCAAUGUCGACUUUUUGCGGUUCAAAA
Messenger RNA from Solanum dulcamara, 1440 nucleotides. RefSeq names its product tobamovirus multiplication protein 1. The record is from RefSeq and is a predicted model, not a curated record. Gene Ontology annotation, cellular component: plant-type vacuole membrane. The transcript is spliced from 11 exons. Lineage: Eukaryota; Viridiplantae; Streptophyta; Magnoliopsida; Solanales; Solanaceae. The coding region runs from base 125 to 1165 and encodes 346 amino acids.